This is a messenger RNA of Osmia bicornis bicornis, 3310 nucleotides long. RefSeq names its product cell adhesion molecule 3-like. The record is from RefSeq and is a predicted model, not a curated record. NCBI's taxonomy places the organism in Eukaryota, Metazoa, Arthropoda, Insecta, Hymenoptera, Megachilidae. Bases 396 to 1322 code for a protein of 308 amino acids. The transcript has 6 exons.
GCAGCAGCAGCAACACAUCAGCACCUCCUGUUUGCCCGCUGGUAUGUGCCGAUGCCGCAGUAGCGACUACCUACUACUGCUCUCUCCUCCGCCAUAGUAUAGAUUUUCAAUUAGUCCGCGCGCGGAACGUGGAAAAUAAUGUGCCGGUCCGACGACGACACCUGCUGACCCUACUCGAAGGUCGCUAGCCCGGCUGGCCCGGUGUCGUUUCUACCAUCUCCGGCCCUACUGUCCGAGAAAACCGGGCCUCGAACGAACGGACAGAGCUACGGACAGAGGGAUAAAGAGAGAUCGAUUUCCUCCUGUGCGGAGCUUCCCACUUGUGCUGAAGAGUGAUAACGCCAACAGCUUAGCCGCGAUAUGGCUGGUGGUCAGUGACGAGGCAGGAGUUACGGAUGAUCCCAUGGUCUGCAAGGGCUGCACCACUGCCGAGGAUGCGGUUUGAGAUGAACCAACGGGCACUGCUGUCCAGGCUGAUCGCGAUCUCCGCGUUUAUGCUUCAUUCAGGUAUCCUAGCCCUUCGCAUGACGGCCCUGCAGAUACCGCAGCACGUCGUUCUGAAUCAAACGGUUCGUAUGCAGUGCAACUUCAAUCUGGACAAUGAGGUAUUGUACUCGGUGAAAUGGUACAAAGACGGCCACGAGUUUUAUCGUUACGUGCCCAGGGACGUGCCCAGCGUUCAGACGUUCCGUGUGACCGGUGUAAACGUGAACACACAAAAUUCCACGGAAAGGGCGGUGGAGUUGAACAACGUGAAUCUGAUCAGCUCAGGCAGGUAUCGAUGCGAGGUGUCCGCCGAGGCUCCGGCCUUUCAGACCGUGUCUGAUCACGCGGACAUGACAGUAGUAGUUCUUCCCGACGAAGGGCCACGAAUAACCGGUGGUCGUUCUCGUUACAAAGUGGGAGAGGUCGUUCGCAUGAACUGCACCUCCGCGCCCUCGAAACCCGCUGCUCUAUUGGCUUGGUUUAUCAACGGUGACCCGGCCGACGCGCAGUACCUGAAAGGACCGCACAUUACAGCGGUGGACGAGAAGGGCCUGGAAACGGCGGUGCUAGGCUUGGAGUUCCGUGUCACCAAGCAACACUUCAAGCGAGGCAACAUGAAACUAAAGUGCUUGGCGACAAUAGCGACCGUUUAUCUGCAGAGCAACGAGGAGAGCGUGAAAGGGGGCGAGACGAUCCCGAAUGCCCCUGUAAUGGAGAGCCGCGAGAUCAACCCACAAAGCCACACUCGCAACGAUUUAAUGAAUGGAAGCGAACCUACAACGACACUCAGCUGGAUCAUCAUUGUUUUAAUCACAGGAGUCAUCCUAACGCGAUAAUAAUGACACAGUUUUAUUUCACGUUGCUUCCUUAAGAGUGUAAAAUGAGUACGCUAGGAGAACGUUCCCAUCGUAUCUAAUAAUAAUUUUUAAGUCGCGUAAUCGUAAUUAAAUAUCAUAUCGAUAAAAAUGAUAAGGAUGGCGUUUAAUCGGGCGUCCCUGACGCACAAACAGUGGCAGAUCCAUGAAAUUUGCUUCUCCUCUUCUUAUCACUUUAGCUUCAUCAUUGAAUUCAAACAAUGAGGAUAAAUAAUAAGAAUCUUAAGAUCUGUUUAACUUUUUGUUGAUCAUUUCUUCAACAGUGAUUGUAAACUUAACUCUGACCCAAAGAAUGGUGAUCAGUUCCAGAAUUUUAAUAAGAGAACCCUUGUGGAUCCGCCACUGAUAAACCAAAGUAUGUUUUAGGCUCUAAAUGUAUUCUUGCGCGAAGAAAAAGUCUCGUUUAAAACAUAUCCAUGGAACAAACAGAGAGAAAAUAUUGCAGAAAAGAAAAAAGGGAAAAGAAAAAGAAUCAUGGAAACCAAAGGAAGCAUCAAUCCGUCUCUCCACAUGUGUACAUCUAUACACAUACAUACAUGUAUACUUAUGUAUGUGUUAGGUCGUCCAGAUCUCUUUUUAGCAACAAAAAGUAAAAGAAAAACACAAGAAAGUUCUUGUUGCUUUCCGUUGAUACAUAUUAUUUUUACUACAAUUUUAUAAGGGUACUUCUAUUUUUACUGCAUAUCAUUUUUACACUUAAUAAGAAGGUCUUUGUGGAAAAAUUGUUUUUCCCCAUUGCAAGAACUUGCUGUUCUUUUAUACAAGUGCUGUGGAAAGCAAUCAUAAACAACUUUUGACAACUAAUUUCACAAAGCAGUGCUGGGUAAUCGCUAAGUUUUAAUUAAAUUGCUGUUUACAGCUAUACAAUCACAUAUAUACCCUAGUAUGAUUGUUUCCAGUCUUUAAAAUAAUUACAACACACUAACUUAUCAAUCAAAUUGUAAUAUAAUCAAUUCUAUCAUAAUUUUAUAUAACCAUACAUGUUUAAUUACAUGAAAAGUUAUAGGAUAUUUAAGUAGAUGUAUACCCAGCACUAGCUAACAAGGUGCAUCUCAUACAACGUAAUUUCAGCCACAGUGAUAUUCAGGAAUAUAUUUUUAUCUAGAUUUUUACAUUCAACGAUCGUACGACUUUAACGUGUUUCAAAUUUCCCCGCGCAAAAUGGUACUAUGCAAUUCGUUUGAAUUUAAGGAAUUGAGAAACGUACCACAUUCUGAAAGUGUUUAAAGAGAAAAAUAUUUCUAAGCGGGAAUUAAUAUGUAAGAGGAUCAUUGUGUCAAUGUUUUAACAAAUGUGUCUUCGCUUUCACGCGUUUAGUGCAUGUUUGUGUAUAAAUUUUUAUUCAUAUUUCAACCGAGGGCCCCAGGAGCAACGAUACGCUCCUGAGCGCGCAUAAAUCGCACAUUCGUUUCCUUUUUACAGAGUCUUCCUUACGAAAUUGCUGGACAACAAAAUUUCAAAAUAGAAUACAAAUCCUUUUUCUUUCUCGUAAAAAAUUUAGCAAAAAUUAUUUAAUUUUAUGAAAAAAUCAUUUAUGCAUUUAAUUCAUAUAGACAGUUGUCUUCCAGUAAAAAUAAGCAAUUUCACAAGGAAGGUUGUUAAUUAUACAUUGUUGAUAAUACUGUUAUUUAUUGCUGGAAUUCUAUUACUUACUCGUUUAAUUGUGCUGUUAUACAUUCUAUUGAUACUUUCGUCAUAAAAAAGCGCGCCAAAAUUCGAAUCGUAACUAGCUUGUUACGUACAUCAAUGCAAUUACGUACGAAAGAAAGGAAAAUGAAAGCAGAAUUGCACAUAAGACAUCGUAAUGUCUGGUACUUAAGCUAAAAUACGAAUGUGUUUCUUACAUGGUAGCGUAUCAAGAUCCCGGUACAUGUCGUAUCACAUAAGCAUUUACAAAGAUGUAAAUAUGUACAUAAUUUUCAUCGUUAUUAAAAUUCACUAUUAUAAUA